Messenger RNA from Anopheles nili, 2575 nucleotides. It is a transcript of the gene ABCD, whose product is annotated as ATP-binding cassette sub-family D member 1. The transcript is spliced from 6 exons. The record is from RefSeq and is a predicted model, not a curated record. Gene Ontology annotation, cellular component: peroxisomal membrane. Bases 1 to 2226 code for a protein of 741 amino acids. NCBI's taxonomy places the organism in Eukaryota, Metazoa, Arthropoda, Insecta, Diptera, Culicidae. Gene Ontology annotation, biological process: fatty acid beta-oxidation; peroxisome organization; very long-chain fatty acid catabolic process. Gene Ontology annotation, molecular function: long-chain fatty acid transmembrane transporter activity; ATP hydrolysis activity; ATP binding.
AUGCCGACCAUCAUAUCUAAGUUCGCGAAACGCUCCUUCGACACGCUCGAGGGACUCGGCUACUCGCGUGAGCUCGUCUCAAAGAGCCUCAUAACGGGCGCAGUUGCACUAUACUGCCUAAGGCUCACCUACCCAGUAGUCCGGGAUAAAUUAGCCACCGGUCGUGGAACACCCGCCGAAACGCCCGACCAUCGCAAUGAGAACAACAACGUCACCAAACGGCCACCGGACGAUCCGGAGGCUAAAAAGGAGCAAAUCAUUAUCGCAAAACGCAACCGGCAGCGUCAAGCCGCCGGACGACCGCCUGGUCUUAACCUCGACUUUCUGGUGCAAUUGCGCCAGCUGAUGCGCAUCAUGGUGCCCCGGUUGCUGUGCGAAGAGUCCGGUUUGCUGGCCGUCCACACGCUCUGCCUGGUGUCACGAACCUUCCUGAGCAUCUACGUCGCCUCGAUGGAGGGUGCCAUCGUGAAGUUCAUCGUACGGAAGGACUUGCGCAACUUUGUGCUGAUGCUGCUGAAGUGGUUCGGCAUCGCUAUACCGGCCACCUUCAUCAACUCGAUGAUACGCUACCUGGAGAACAAGCUGGCCCUCGCCUUCCGGACACGCCUAGUAAACCAUGCGUACGGCAUGUACUUCAAGAACGAAACCUACUACAAGGUGUCGAACCUGGACGGACGCAUCGAAAACGCGGACCACCGGCUGACGGACGACAUCUCGACGUUCUCCAGCUCGGUGGCACAUCUGUACAGCUCACUGACGAAGCCUUGCUUCGAUUUGCUGCUAAUCGGCAUCGCAAUGGCCCGCUCGUCCCGUCGCAUGAAAGCCAACAUCGUAAUGGGUCCGGCAUUAGCCACCGUCGUCAUCGGCACGACGGCUCACAUCCUGCGGAUAGUGUCACCGAAGUUCGGCCAGCUUGUAGCGGAAGAAGCCAACCGGACGGGUUAUCUGCGCCACGUACACUCAAAGAUCAUCACCAACGCCGAAGAGAUCGCGUUCUACGGUGGCCAUAAGGUGGAACACUCACAACUUCAGGAGGCCUACUCGCGUCUGGUGAGCCAAAUGAACUCGAUCUUCACACAAAAGCUGUGGUUCAUCAUGCUGGAGCAGUUCUUCAUGAAGUACGUCUGGUCCGGCACGGGCAUGGUGAUGGUGUCCUUACCGAUCCUGACCGUUGGUGCAAACGCCAUACCUGCCAGCCCCGAGCAUAGGGACCUCAUCAAAUCGGACGAACAGGGUGUCAGUGAACGAACGCAGUACUUCACCACGGCACGAAACCUUCUGCUGAGUGGUGCGGACGCCAUCGAGCGGCUAAUGUCGUCGUACAAAGAGAUAGUGGCGUUGGCCGGCUACACCAGCCGAGUGGCCGGUAUGUUUGAGGUAUUUGACGAGGUCAAUCGAGGUAUCUACCGAAAGACGACGCUCUACACCGAGGAGCGCAAUCUGGACGGUAUUCUUGAGUUCCGUGAUGGCCAACCGGUCGCCAAGGGUCGCAUCGUGUUUGCCACGGACGCCAAAGACACCAGCAUAUCGCUGGAGAACGUCCCGGUUGUGACGCCCAACUGCGACAUUGUUGUGCCGAGCAUCAGUCUCACGAUCGAAGCUGGAAUGCAUCUGCUUAUUACGGGUCCGAAUGGGUGCGGCAAGUCGAGUCUGUUCCGUAUCUUGAGCGGGUUGUGGCCCAUUUAUGGAGGUACUCUGCGCAUUCCGACGUCGUCUGAUGGUCGACCCAGCAUGUUCUACAUUCCCCAGCGUCCGUACAUGUCGUGUGGUACGCUGCUCGAUCAGGUGAUCUAUCCGGACACGCGGUCGGAUAUGGAAGCGAAGAAGAUCACCGAGGGUCAGCUGCGGGAGAUCAUGCGAAUGGUAUCACUCGAGCACAUCCUUGACAGGGAUAGCUUCGAUGAAAUUCGAGACUGGAAGGAUACGCUCUCCGGAGGCGAGAAGCAGCGUAUGGCCAUUGCGCGAUUAUUCUACCACAGACCAAAAUACGCACUGCUGGAUGAGUGUACCAGCGCCGUGUCCAUCGACGUGGAGAGCUGCAUCUACGAGACGGCCAAAUCCAUGGACAUUAGCUUGCUAACCAUAACCCAUCGGCCGACUUUGUGGAAAUUCCAUACGCAUAUCCUGCAGUUCGAUGGACAGGGUGGAUGGUUGUUCGAGAAGCUGGAAGAAGGUGCCCAGCAAAAAGUUCCUACCGCGAAAGCCAUCCCUCCGUCUAGCAGCUAGAGGACACGUUCGGGGGCGAUACGGAAAAUUGUACAGAACGAAAAGCAACGUGAACGUCGAGAUUAUUUGAAAGUAUUUUUGUGUUAUUAUUUCGUUCAGUUGUAGAAAAAAGCAUCACGCCAAAAAUGAGUCAAAAAUCAAUGGGAUACUUUGGGGCAGACGACAAGCGGCUAGAUAAUGUGCUAGAUGUAAUGUAACAAAAUUGAGCCAGGGUAUUUCGCUGUUUACCAGCGUUUCCAGCUUCGGGAAGUUGGGUAGUUGUUUUGGGGAGCCAAACGGAUAUCACAUACUUUUGUGAAUAGGAUAUCUUGAAUUUUACUUUUACUGUUCGUACUUAGUACAAUGACAA